CGACGCUCUUUUCUGCACCACCCGAGUCGCUGUCUCAGCAACUCAUUAAUACUGCAGAGUUCGUCCCAUCGCUCGAAUCUGGGAUUCCAGCACCAACGUCAUCGCCCUCAGCUAGGUAGCGAUUGCGCAGCCUACCGACCGCCCUCCACACCCUCACCGCACCUCACCUCACCCACCACCGAGUCCAUGAGUAAUCCCGCCUCGACUUCGCAAACUCCGCCGAUCGCCGCUUCCUCGUCUGCGACCGCGAACAGCUCCUCUACAGGAUCGUCCGCCACCGUGGCCGCCGGUUCGGCUCAACCCACUGCCCGCAGCUCGUACGCCAACGCGACCAAACCCACGAUCGUGUCUAGCGCAGCGCCGCCCGUGGCAGUGGGAGGACCGCAGAAUGCGCAGCAUGGCAAGAGCUCCUCUGUCUCCCCGGUGAAUGGCAACGGCGCCCUCAAGCCUGCUAUUCCCGUCAUGCCCACCAUCGUCAGCGGUGGUCCCAACGGCAGCGCCCACGAGCGCAAGUCGUCUGUCCAGAUCAAGCAGACCCCGCCUGUUGCGACUGCAGGCGGCCCGCCCUCUGGUAUCAAGUUUGGAUCGCUUGCCGGCUCACCAGCGCCUGCCCACGCCUCGCCCGUAGUCCAGGGAAACCUGAACCCGGCGCAGGUGCAGAACCCACGCGUCGCCUCACCCGCUCAUUCACCGUCGCCCAUUCCUACGCCUAUCUCGGGAGGCCCCAAGCCUGACGGACUGCCCACUAGGCCAAACAUUGUGUUCGGUGGCCAGGGCGGUGAAAGCACUGAGCCUAACGCACGCCCUGCCAUGCCCCCUCAACCCAACUCCCAUACAAUGCCUCAGCACAUGCGUCGCGAGUCCUCCCAGUCAGCGCACAGCGACAUGAGCAACGCGAACAUGGGCCGCGGCGGCUCGUACUCCAACCGAGGCGGCCGCGGUGGGUUCCCUCCCCAAGGUCAAUACAACCCGCACAUGGCAAACCAUUCGCCACAGCCGUUCCGCCCCAUGCCUCAGAUGGGCCGCGGCCAGGCUGCGCCAUUCCACCCUCCUGGCCCGCAGCGCUCUCCCUACACCCAGAACCGUAGCCCCGCUAUGACACCUGCUACUAUGCAUCAGCAGCAGCACCUCGCUAAUCCUCAGAGCAUGCCAUACUACCCGGGACAACAGUAUCCUCAACAGGCCAUCUACGGAGGCAUGCCCCAGCCAGGCUUAGACCCGUACAACAACUUCUACCCGCAGAGCUACGGACUUCAGCAGUCUAUCCACUACCCAGGUGUCCCCGCCAGCCCAGGUCGUGGCUUUCCUCCCCAGAUGCAGCCGUCUCCCUACGGCGUUGCUCCUUACGGUCACCAGCCACAGGCUCAGAGCAUGUCGCGUACUCCCUCCAACAUGUCGGAGCGCCCGUCAUCAGCCGUUCCUCAGCCUUCCACACCUGCGAUGACCAACGUCAAUCACAUUUCGCACACGCAUACUCCUAGCAUGACGUCGGCAAGCCCCGCACCUAGCUCCACCUUUGAACGUCCGAAGAGGCAAAGCAAGGCUAUCCAGAUUAAGACUGUUGAUGGUGAAGUUGUCGACUUCAAGCCCAAGGGCGCCUCGCCCGCCCCGCCUGCUGUAGCAUCUGCUGCACCUGCUGCCCCUCGUUCUCCCGCCAUUGCUGCCACACCCACUCCUCCGCGCGCACCGAGCGCCACCGACUCUACUCGUGCUGAAGAUACUGCUUCUAAAAAGGCCGAAUUUGUCAAGCAGUUCCAGGAGAAGCUUCGUCUCCAAGAGGAAGCCGAGAAGAAGGCCAAGGAAGCUACAGAGGAAGAAGCCAACGCCGAAGCCAACGCAAAGCUUGCUGCUAAGGAAGAGGCGGACGCUAAAGCUGCUCUUGAAGCCAAGGAGAAGGAGGAUGCUGAAGCUGCCAAGAAGGCUGAGACUGACGAGGCUGAGAAGAAGCGCAUCGAAGACGAAGAGAUGGAGCGCAUGAUUGCUGAGAUGGAGGCAGAAGAGAAGAAGCGCGAAGAAGAUGAGAAGCGUUACGCCGAGGAGAAGGCGAAGAAGGCUGAGGCUGAGAAGGCCAACGCUGCCGAGAAGGUCAAGCAGGAAGAAGAGCGUCUGCGCAAGCUAGAGCGCGAAGCCGAAGAGGCUGAAGCCGCUCGCGCGGCAGAGACUCCUGAGCAAAAGGCUGAACGCGAGGCCAAGGACAAAGCUCUCUUCGCAAGCCUGAAGAAGAACACCAUGUUCGGUCCUGGUGCCUCCCAGACUGAGGAAGAGGCGGCUCCCGCUGAAUCUGCAGCUCCUGUCGUCGCACCUGCACCUUCCAAGACUCCCACUGGCUCCAAGCCCAAGCCAGCUGCUCUCAAGCUCGAGACGAACAAGUCCGUCGAGCCAGCACAGCCGACUGCUGGUAUGCAGGCGCUCAAGACUGCGCGUUUCCUCGAAGUUCGUGCUGAGGUCAUGUAUCCUCAAGGCGUAGCCAGCCCGAAUCCGGCUCUCAACAACAGUAACCGAAGCAAGGGUCGCCAGUACGACAAGGACUUCCUCUUGCAAUUCCAGGAUGUCUUCAAGGAGAAGCCAUCUGUUGACUGGGACAUGAAGCUCAAGGAGACAGUCGGUGAUGAGCCCCAAUCGGCUCGCGGUCCCCCUUCUGCUCGUCCCGGUUCUAUGCAUCUGGGCGCCGGUGGACGUCAAGGUUCUCGCCCUGGCGGAGGCGGUGGCGGCGGAAUGGGUACCUUUGGGCAAGGUGGUGGAUUCCAGCCAGGCGGCCGCACACUCCCGGCAGGUACGACAUCCGAACAGCGUUUCCAGCAAUCCCAAGGCGGACGCGGUGGCUCUAUGACGAAUCCUCUUGCUCAUGUCGUUCUAGGUGGAGGUCGUGGUGGUUUCCCCAUGGGCGGUAGCAUGGGAGGACGUCAAAGCUCCUACCAAAGCUCGCAUGGACCCCAGUCCCCUCGCGUUAACAGCCGCAAGGGCGGCAGCCAAAGCAGCCGUCCCGGUGGUCGCCCCGGCAACGCUCAAGACGCCAAGCAAAUGCCAUUGACCGCCGGCCAGGAAGUCAAGGCACUUCAACGCUCGCAAACUGGUUGGGUUCCUACGUCUCUUACUCAGCCUGCUGCUGUCCAGGCUCAAAUGAGCGCGGGCCACUUGGCUCCCGACAUGGUACAGCGUAAGGUCAAGGCCGCUCUCAACAAGAUGACACCCGACAAGUUCGACAAGAUCUCCGAUCAAAUCCUUGAGAUCGCUGGACAGUCCAAGGAUGAGACUGACGGACGCACUCUUCGCCAGGUCAUUCAGCUCACCUUCGAGAAGGCUUGUGACGAGUCUCAUUGGUCGUCCAUGUACGCCAAGUUCUGCAGCCGCAUGUUGCAGACUAUGAGCACCGAGAUCAAGGAUGAGAAUGUCCGCGACAAGCACGGUGCGCCAGUUGUCGGUGGUGCUCUCUUCCGUAAGUACCUCCUCAACCGCUGUCAAGAGGAGUUUGAGCGUGGUUGGGAAGUCAACCUGCCCGAAGCGCCUGAAGGCGAGAAGGAGGCGAAGCUUCUGUCGGACGAGUACUACGUUGCCGCCGCAGCCAAGCGUAAGGGUCUCGGUCUUAUUCAGUUCAUCGGAGAGCUAUAUAAGCUAGGCAUGUUGACUCUACGCAUUAUGCACGAGUGUGUGCUCAAGCUUCUCGACUUUGAGGGUCUUCCCGACGAGGCCGCUAUUGAGAGUUUGGUCAAGCUGCUCCGCACUGUAGGUGCCACGAUGGAGUCCGCCGAGGCUGGCCCCAAGAUGAUCAACAUGUACUUCGAGCGUAUCGAGAAGGUCAUGAACAUGGAGGGUCUUCCUUCGCGUAUGCACUUCAUGUUGCUCGACACCGUCGACAUGCGCAAGUCCGGCUGGAAGUCCAAGGACAUCCUCAAGGGCCCCAAGACCAUUGCCGAGAUUCAUCAAGAAGCCAUGGCAGCCCAGCAGGCCGCCGAGAUGGAGCGCACACGAUCAAAUCAACGCGGUGGUGGUGGCCGUCUUCCUAUGGGCCGCGGCGACGCUCGCUCGUUCUCAGGUGGUGGCAUGCAGCCUCCUCCAGACACUGGCAGCCGUGUCCAAAUGGACGAUCUCCGCAAGCUGUCCAAGGGUGCUUCUGGACGCAAUCUCAACAAUGCUGGAGCUCUCGGCCCGUCCAUGCUUGGUAACCGCACCGGCAGCCGCCGUGGCCUCGGUCCCAGCAUGAUGGGUAGUCGUGAAGACUCCAACGCCUCUUCGCGCAACGGCACACCACCAGUCCAAAAGGAGAAGGAGGCCACUGCUCAUGCAAACGCUUUCAGUGCACUUGCUGCUCUUAGCAACGAAGACGCCGGCGAGGCUGGCUCCACUUCCAACGCCGCAGAUGAGUCUGCUGCCGACACGGAGGCCAAGCCUUCCGAGUGAUUACCUUUCCUUUCGAGCGCGUGACGGUUAUACCCAUAGACCACACCGCACGCGGUAAUCUAAUCGCCUGUUUCGUUGCAUAGAAGGGGGCAUCAGCGCGCGCAUUGUUCUGCAUUUCGCGGGGUUUCAUUACUGCGACUCUCAAGACUGGUGGAUUUCAAAAGUUUCCUUGUUGUCUGACGGCCGGUCUCACGAAAUGGGUUUGGGUGUUCAAACCAUUGGUCGGAUCAAGCCCCGACGACUCUUUCAUGCGCAUGCUUCAUGACGGCGUUCCG
Alternaria rosae is the source of this 4673-nucleotide messenger RNA. RefSeq lists its product as uncharacterized. Gene Ontology annotation, molecular function: mRNA binding; protein binding; translation initiation factor activity. Lineage: Eukaryota; Fungi; Ascomycota; Dothideomycetes; Pleosporales; Pleosporaceae. Gene Ontology annotation, cellular component: eukaryotic translation initiation factor 4F complex. The coding region runs from base 187 to 4398 and encodes 1403 amino acids. The record is from RefSeq and is a predicted model, not a curated record. The transcript has 5 exons.